AUGAAUAUUUGGAUAGCUGCCAGCGAUGGAAGAAUUGAUUUGGUUGAAAAGUUUUUAAAUAGUAAUACUGGAGUUACUGUAAAUAGCAAGGACGAAAAUGGUUACACGCCUGUGCAUGCUGCUGCUGCAUAUGGUCACAAUGAUCUACUAAGGAAACUGUGCAAUGAAUAUAAUGGUGAUAUUAAUAUUAGAGACUUCGAUGGUGAUACUCCUCUGCAUCAUGUUGAAGAUGUCAAUACUGCCAAAGUUAUUAUUGAAGAGUUGGAUGGGGAUUUCAAGUUGACCAACAACGAGGAUAAGACCGCAUUGGAAACCUUUGAAGAAGACUCUGAGUUUCCUGAACUAAUUACUUAUAUGAGGGAGAAGAUGGGUGUCACUGUGGAGGAUGAUGCCAGAUUGAGUGGUAUCGAUGCAGAACAAUUAGCACAGUUUAAAGAUAGUGUACGUUAUUCUUUGGAAAACGAUCCUGUUGAUGAAAAUGAUGUCGAGACUAUGGAACGUAGAAAAAAACUAGAAGCAAUCAUACAAGGUGAAAAUGUUGAACAAGAACUAGAAAAUUAUAUCAGGUCGAUUGUCAGAGGUCAAAUGAUAGGUAGUAGCAUGGACAAUGAAGAAAAUGUCCCUAACAAACGUCAAAAAUAA
Messenger RNA from Tetrapisispora phaffii CBS 4417, 642 nucleotides. RefSeq lists its product as uncharacterized. The record is from RefSeq and is a predicted model, not a curated record. The transcript has a single exon. Gene Ontology annotation, molecular function: fatty-acyl-CoA binding; protein binding. NCBI's taxonomy places the organism in Eukaryota, Fungi, Ascomycota, Saccharomycetes, Saccharomycetales, Saccharomycetaceae. Bases 1 to 642 code for a protein of 213 amino acids.